CAGAUUUAAAAACUGUUUCAAAUGUCCUGAUGGCUGAGUUGGAAAAAUUAGGCCUCAUCUAGGAUUUUUCUUUUUAUUACUGUAACAAAAACAUGACAGUAAAUGCACUAAUUGGAUUUGGUAACCCGUCAAUACUUGAAUAGUUUGAAUUUUAAUGUUGCUGCGCACAGACUUGAUUAGAUCCAUGCAGGACCGGCAUUGGUAUCUAUGUAUAUAUAGUGUGUAAUCAUUCAAAUGUGUGCAUAAACUGAAUAUAUUUAGGCUAACAUGUCAUUUUAACACAAGCAUUGGCAUAACUCGUAUCACUUGGUAAAAUAGUCAAGUUUAAACUAUUCAAAGUUCAUCAAUGGCAGACAUUACAAAAGCUAUGAGUUACUUGUACGAGAGCGGACCGGUGUUCGAGUCCUACCCUUCCGCCUCACAAGAGGCGGGGGCAUCCGGUGAUGGCGGCGAAACAACGGAAUUUAAUAAAAGUUUCAACGCUACUGUGUCCCUUAUCAACGCUACCGAUGUGGACGAUGACGGAAUGAUAGAGGCAGUGAUGGGCACGCAGUUUCCCUACCACAUGCUCGGCUUCACUGCCGCAUGUGCCUUCAUCAUCGCAAUUCUUGGUGCCGUCGGCAACCUGCUGACGAUAGUAGCGCUCCCGAUGAGCCGCAGUCUGCGCACCACAGCCACCGCCUUCGUCGUCAACCUCGCCGUCGUGGAACUGCUCUUCUGCGUGUCUGUGCUGCCGCUGUCUGGUGCUCAGUACAGCUACCUCAUGCUCUUCAACACAAGCCUGUUAUCGGACAGCGCAUGUAACUACUUCGCGGUGAUGCGGUAUUCCCUCACGCAGAUCGAACUCCAGACCAUCCUCGCCAUCGCGCUCAUGAGAGCUGUGGCGGUGUCCUGCAUGAACCUGUACAGGAAAAUCAACACCCCCGUCGUGGUGGGUGUCUACAUCGCAAUUAUCUGGGUGUACUCAUUUGCCCUCAAGAUACCCACCGCAAUGGGGAAAUUCGGGCAUUACAGCUACAACAACCUGACGAUGGAGUGCGACAUGGGCAACGACAGGGCAUCUUUGGUGGCUCGGAAAUGGAUUAUACGAAUUGAAGCCAUCGCUCCUAUCUUCAUCAUCGUCAUACUCUACGUCUUCAUAUUUGUCAUGCUGAUGCGGAGGUGUCGCAAGCGCAUCCGCAGGUUGCAGAAACGGAACUCCAGCUUCGGCGCCAGCAAGGCUCAACCGGCGGCGGUGAAGCUGAGCUCUCGUCGCGUGUCGCGAGCUACCGCGAAGAAGCGGGCGCCACCGCCGGAUAAAGCCACUGGGGUCGAGCAGGAUCCUGAACCCCAGCAGGAGGAAAAGGAAGACCCUGCGGAGGACGGCCCCUUGAAGAGCCCCCGUAGGCUGUCAUCCGCGAGCUUCAAGGGCCUCAAGCGAAUGGUUUCGGAUAAAAGCUUUAGGGCUACAUUUGGACGCAUCUCAGGCUUGCAUUUAGUUUCCAAACGCGCCCGCCGCUCUUCGAACCUGAGUCAGAAACUGUCCACCAGCCGAAGAGAUAUGCGUGUUGCACGCACAAUCUUCAUCAUAUUCGUGCUGAUUAUGGUGUGCAGCGUACCUGUGAUGGUGGUGCACGCAAAGGACCCUACGGUUAAGGACCCGAACCGCUUCCUCAUCGUGCACAUCCUGUACUGGGUGCAGUACUGUGUCAACGUCCUCAUAUAUGUGCUCAUGAACCGGCAAUACCGCGAUGCAUACCUCGAAGUUUUGUCCAAGUUGGUACCUUCGUGGCGACGCCACAAAGGGUACAUGUUCCCUUGGGAGACGCCCAGCACCACCUCCAAGCCUACAGUUCCUACUAACAAUGUGUCCACCAAAAGCAGGAAAGGAUCGCAGAAAGAUACUUCCACACGGCGUGACAGCGAUGCUAUGAGUGGAGGGUUAGCUUACCCAAGAUCUGGUCGACUCUCAGCUAUCCCUGAGCGUGGAUCAUCGUCUGUAGGAGAUGAAUCGCUUGUACUGGAAGGCCAAGUUUUGCCUCUGGCGACUCCUCCAGUUGAUAUUCCAAGACGAGGAUCUCAAAGUUCAUUGAAGACGGCUUCACCUCCCACUCCAUUGUCUUACGACUCUGGAAACGGACAUUUCACUUCCAUGCCAUGUUCCCCUCUCGGUUUUAGUGGUUCAUAUUCGCCGUCGGAGUCAUACUUGGAAAACGGCAAAACACCAGAAAACAAGAAAACGGCAAAUGGUGCUCAUUCCAGCAUGAAAAGUCUGCAUGAUAAAUUGAGCGCUAUCAGCGUAGAAGAAUUGUCGCCCUUGAACGAUAUUGGUGAAACGGAAGAGGUUACGGAGGGUGAACAUCAGCUGGAUUCUCCAGGGAUAAAGAGGAAAAAUUCCUACACGACUAUCAACGGAACAUCGACCGCAAAUAUUGAAAAAGCUGAUGCAGUCUAGAGUGACUUGAAUUUGAUCAGUGAUUUGCAAUUUUUUUGGACAAGCGGUUAGAUUUCCCCCAUGAAUGCGUUAUCUAGGGCUCGAUUAAGAUUCCUACUCAUACCGUGAUCAAUUUAUCACCCCGUGAAAUAAUUUUCUUAUGAGAUCUGGAUGAAGUUGUUGCAUGCUGCCGUGGUAAGCCAUUUCAGAUAAACGUAGAUAUAAAUAAUAUAAAUUAAUAAAAAAAGGAUGUAUAAAUAGUGGCGUAUCGGGUUAAAUGGGUCUCAGAGACCACCAAGAACAACAAGGUCCAAGCCAAUUGCCACUUCUGAUCGCCUCCGGAGAAGCCAUGCCUUAUUGCCUCGAAUUUCCUACGCAGGCUCCCAUGCGGUCGGUCUUAUACAGCCACCUUACUCCUACUGUUACUACUUACAGCCACCCAUCUUACUCAUUCAGGGUAGGCUUUUCUCCGAGCACAUGCAUCCUACUCGUUCAGAGUAGGACGUUCUCCGAGCGCCUACAUCCUACUCGUUCAGAGUAGGACGUUCUCCGAGCGCCUGCAUCCUACUCAUUAAGGGUAGGACGUUCUCCGAGCGCCUACAUCCUUCUCGUUCAGAGUAGGACGUUCUCCGAGCGCCUGCAUCCUACUCAUUAAGGGUAGAACGUUCUCCGAGCGCCUGCAUCCUACUCAUUAAGGGUAGGACGUCCUCCGAGCGCCUACAUCCUACUCGUUCAGGGUAGGACGUUCUCCGUGCGCCGCGUGUGUCAGGGCGGAGAAUGCUCCACUCAACGCAUUAUUCUACUCGUAAUUUUUCUCGACCGUUCUCGUCUCCUCGCUACUUGGACAGCCAUAAUCAGGCUUUGGUCUUGUUGACCUCUCUACCAAUAUUUUCUGAACUUGUUCCACUUUGGGUAUUCCGCACUGAACCUCACACCCUUUUUCUGAAGAGCCUAAAUGUUGACACUGCAUAAAAUAACAUUACAAGAGGCCUCCAGGUGCAGUUAAUCGUCACCAGAAGACAACGAUGGCUUAGAGUUGAUGUUAUGCUUUUUUUGCUUGGCUCAGAAACGAGUCGAAAGAAAUAUUAAUUAAUUUCUUUCUUUUGGCGAUUUUUCAUUGUGGUCUAUAAGGGCUUCAGAGCGGGAUGCUUUCCACUUUUAUUUUGGAGCUGAAUUUUUGCAGUCGAAAAUCGAAAAUUUUGAUGAUGAUAAUGCAAUGAUGCAAGAAACGUGGACCUAAGUCACUCAUGUAUAACGAAAAAAUAUUCCAUUAUUAUUUUAAUUUAGAUGCUAUUUCAAAGCCUGCACUCGCUAUCAAUAUGGAAGUAAUUGUCUUUAAGUGUAUACAUUGUGUAUUUCGUUAUUAAUGUUAAGGUUAAGGUUAUUGGACCUGAUGAGAAUGUGUCGUUACCAAUAGCGUGCUAAAACGAGUGCCAUGAUAACUUGCCAAAGCUGUGAUAUGGACAUGUAAAACACUAGCGUUAACUCAUUUAAUGAGUCAUUUUUUGAAUAUUUAAUAUUAAAAUCACUAUAAGACUGCCCUAACCUGUGUUAAUUUAAAAUAACCAAGACCAUAAAAUACCCGGUAAUCAUUACGAAGCUUAGAAUGAUAUGCUAACAAGAAACGUUGAUGUGACCUGUAACAACGAGUUAUCCUUAUUGCAGGUCGUUGUUCUACUACUACCAGGUUCGUGGUGAUUCGGUGUUUUCACUAUAAUUUGGUAAAAAUAAUCUCGUUUUUGUUUUAAAAUAUUUCAAACUUACCGUGUGUAUAAAAUGCUGCAUUGCUUCCUAUCACUUUUUAUUAAUUAUGUUUGAACAAGUUAAAUAUUUUUAAGCAGUUAGUUUAAAUUAGUGCUAUGAAAUUAUUUAACACUUGAAAUUCCGUAAGCCUAACCUAGAAUCCUUCAAUGGUGAAAAGUUCAAUUUCUCACCGUUAUUGGUAAAUUAGAUUUAGCUUCAUGGAACAAUAACAACUAUACAAAAAUUCUGAAAGAAAACUUUAAAAUUAUUCAAACAUGUUCUAUAUGUGCCUGUUAUUAUACAUAGAGAUGUCAGUAUCAUUAGUACGGUAAGUGCCAUAAUGCUUGCUAUCAUUGUACGAGAACGUGAACUUAACAACGCAAGAGACUCAAUUUGUUCUAUAGACCCUAGCAUUUUUAAUCUCAUACAAUGAUCUUGAUCCUAUUAAUACUAAUUCUAUUAAAAUUCCUACUUAAACCACAGACAAACCUAGACUUGGAACUUGGAAAUCUUCAUAAAUAAAUCGUUGGCGUAAAUACCGUGUGGUCAGCUAACUUAAGAUUCGUAGUCGCAUUUAACGACGUCGUAAGCACGAAAUUUUAUUACUGAACCAAUAUUGUUCAGUUGUAUAUGGACUUAUAUUGUUUUGUUAUUAUUUUUACAAUAGUCUGAUAUGAUUACCUUAGCAUUAAACUUAGCGCUGCGUAGAUAAUAAUGAAUACCGGAUGGACAAUAUAGCUGUGAAUUUGAAGUAGGUACUCAAUAAUAAAAAUUGAGUGGGCAUUUGUGUAUGAUGUAUAACGGACAUAGUUGAGGUUUCCUAUUGAGUGUUAAACUGAGAUCUGAGUUUACAAUACUUUUCUGGUUACCGUUCAAGUAUUGUAUUGGAUGCGAAUUAAUUAAGUUGGCACAUUUCCCUCGUGCAUUAUUAUUAUUUUUUUUUUUGCUCUGAAAAUCAAUUAAUGAACGUCUUCUUUGAAGUGAUUUAGGACGAGAAGAAACUUCUUUUUAAACAUUCCUAGAAUUAAUGUGCUUAAUAUUUAAUCACUUGAUAAGAACUAGAUUGAUAAUUUUAUUAAUAAAUCGUGAAUAACAUGUUGGAUUGAGUAUUCGCGUUUAAAAAGACACGAUGUAUUCAAAACCAUCGGUUAUUUCAGGUAUUUGAAUCACUAAUCAAAUAUUUAGCAUUGGGCAUCAGCCUGCCCAGUGUGGAUGUGCCAUUUUUUAUUUAUUUUCGUUUCUAUUCUGACACGCAUGAUCGAUGAUAGAAUGUGGCAUGAAAUUACGUAGCCUAUUGCUUAAUAAGGUGUAGUAUCUCAAGAAGUAUAUUAGCCUGCAUGUUUAUAUGAAUAAACUACUACACAAUUGUUUAUUUUUA
Messenger RNA from Hyalella azteca, 5534 nucleotides. RefSeq names its product G-protein coupled receptor moody. Gene Ontology annotation, molecular function: G protein-coupled receptor activity. The transcript has 10 exons. Lineage: Eukaryota; Metazoa; Arthropoda; Malacostraca; Amphipoda; Hyalellidae. Gene Ontology annotation, cellular component: membrane. Bases 347 to 2434 code for a protein of 695 amino acids. The record is from RefSeq and is a predicted model, not a curated record. Gene Ontology annotation, biological process: G protein-coupled receptor signaling pathway.